AUGUUUCCGUGGCUAUUUCCAUACGGGCUAGGGGCACCUGAAAAUCCUCUGGUGAAGACAGUCAUCGGUCGAGCUGCUCAUAUCCGCCAGUUGCUUUACUACGCUGAUCGACGUUUUCAGACGGACUACUACUUCCCGUUUAUUGUGUUUAAUCACCAGCAGAUCCGAGAGUCGACCCGUGGAGGCUACUUGUUGACUGAGCGUAACAACUUUCGCCAUGUUGCCGACUUGGUUUCGUCUGUGAAGCCCGAUGUUCUCCAGGGACUUGUCGAUCGUGGAAAGAAUGGGGAAGUCCUUCGGGCGGAGAAUGAGGACGAGCGACAUUGUUUUGAGCUAAUAUCGAUUCUUGACUAUGUUGCAGGGCAUGUCGACGGUUCGUCCGCUAAACGAAAGCAACAACGCAGCGAGAUCCAAAGCGUUAUCGUCGCUCUUAAUGUCCCUCUCUUUUUUGUGACAUUUUCUCCCGUGGACAUCAACCACCCACUGUGCCUUUACUAUUGUGGUCAGUCUAUCGAUUUGUUCGAUUCACACGGUGAAUAUCCGUCUUAUGCUGAGCGACUACGCUUGAUUGCUGAUAACCCUGUCGCCUGCGCUCGCUUCUUUCACUUUGUAGUAAAUGCAUUCGUAACAAUUAUUUUGCGUGUUGGAGCAGAUACCGAAGGUCUCUUCGGACGUAUAUCCGCAUACUACGGUACCGUUGAA
Laetiporus sulphureus 93-53 is the source of this 702-nucleotide messenger RNA. RefSeq lists its product as uncharacterized. The annotation marks the transcript as partial. Lineage: Eukaryota; Fungi; Basidiomycota; Agaricomycetes; Polyporales; Laetiporaceae. The record is from RefSeq and is a predicted model, not a curated record. The transcript has a single exon.